UACUGCGGCCGGGUAGGCAGUCUCGCCGGGCACGGCUGCGCGCGGGCUGCCUCCCCAACGCCUAGCUCACUCCUCUCCUCCAACAAGUACAGCACGUGGGAGCUGCUGCUGGCCGCGGCCGCGAGGGGCGCCGCCGUCGUGAUCUCGACGCACUACACCGAGGAGGCCACUAGGGCGGACACGGUCGGGUUGCUGCGUGACGGGCGCAUGGUGGUCGAGGACAGCCCCGCCGCCAUCCUGGAGACGCACGGCGGCCAUGACCCGGACGCGCGCCUGGAGGAGGCCGUGCUAUGCCUGUGCGUGUCCCUGUCCCGCGGCCGGGCAGCCGUCCCUGAGCGACACGCUCGGCACGUACUCGAAGACCCGCCUCGGCACCUACAGCAUGGAGAACAUUACGGCCCACUGCGCGUCGCGGACAAACUGGUCGCACUGUUGUGGAAGGACGCCAUCUAUCUGCGACGGCAUUGGGCGGGGCUGGCCGCGCAGGCACUCUUCUUCGUGCUCAUCACGCUGCUGGCGUGUGUCGUCCUGGGGCACUGGCCCCGCGGCCUCCGCGUCGACGUCGUCAGCGAGGAGGCCAACUGCACGGAGACUUUGGACGCGCCCGGAGACCCGCUGAGUUGUGCCGUCCUUAGGGCGCUGCCUCUCCGUGGCCUACAUCCGGUCCUCCAGACCGACGUCCUCUCCGCCGAGCAGGCGGUGCGCUCUGGUGUGUCCUGGGGCGUGCUGCGCUUCGGCGUCAACUUUACCCUCGCAUUCGUGGACCGUGUCGUCCACCAGCGCGACGCCGAUGACGUCCUCCGGGCUAGCGAGGUCGAGGCUCGCCUCGACACGACAGAUUUUGUAAUGAGCAACAUGAUCACGAGACGUUUGGUCAGCAUUGUGACCGAUUUGGUGUCCAGUCUAAACCCCAGUAUGUCUAAUUUCAUCAAGUUCGAGGAUCCCGUCUUCGGCCACGCCGAGCCCGAGUACACGGAGACCCUCAUGCCCGGCGUCCUCCUGGGGUACAUGACGACGUUCGCGGCCUCCCUCAUCAUGUCCACCCUGCUCACGGAGAAGGCGGACAGGUUCAUGGAGCGCACGCUGGUGUCGGGCGUGCGCGUGUGGGAGCUCAUGGGCUGCUGGGUGGUGGUGCUGGUGCCCGUGGUGCUCGCCGUCAACCUGGUGAGCCACCUGCUCGUCUUCGGGCCCAUGGCCGUCCCGUGCGCCGGCCGCCCCGCGCACAUGUACCUGCUCUGCUCCGCGCUGUGCGUCAUGACCAUGUUGGCCGGUCUUCUAUUUGCCUCCGUCUUCGACAACUAUAUCGCAGCGAUCCUCUCGUGCCACCAGUUCGCCGUGUCCUUCCUGUUUCUUAGCGGUGUCCUGUGGCCGCUGCAAGCCAUGCACUGGUCGCUGCGGUCGCUGGCCCGCGUCCUGCCGUGGUCCCACUGCAUGGAGGCCGCGCGGGCGGUGGUGCAGCGAGGCUGGGGCCUCCAGCACCGGCAGGUGUGGCUGGGCUUCGGCAGCUGCGCCAUCUGGGCCGGCCUGUUUCUGGGAGGACUCGUCCUGACGCACCGAACCCGCCGCAGGUGACACCUUUCAUUCGUACCUCUCUCCCUCUCGUCAUAUUCAUUGACCAGGUUGUUUGGGUGUGUCUAAAAAAAACAUAAUUACUCAAGACGCAGCGAGGUUUUGUUAGAAUUUAUUUAUGGCCUUUGUUCUAUGUACAAUAAAAAUAUUUAUGCGCAAAGCUGCA
Frankliniella occidentalis (western flower thrips) is the source of this 1735-nucleotide messenger RNA. RefSeq names its product ABC transporter G family member 20-like. Bases 208 to 1572 code for a protein of 454 amino acids. The transcript has 8 exons. Gene Ontology annotation, molecular function: ABC-type transporter activity. Gene Ontology annotation, cellular component: plasma membrane. The record is from RefSeq and is a predicted model, not a curated record. Gene Ontology annotation, biological process: transmembrane transport. Lineage: Eukaryota; Metazoa; Arthropoda; Insecta; Thysanoptera; Thripidae.